Molecule: messenger RNA, 1011 nt
Organism: Sphenostylis stenocarpa
Lineage: Eukaryota; Viridiplantae; Streptophyta; Magnoliopsida; Fabales; Fabaceae
Source: the annotation of a GenBank genome assembly
AUGGACAUCAAGCGAGUGGCUGCAAGAGUCCGAGCGAGAUCGUGCGGUGUUCGCCAAGCUGUCGUUUUGAGGGCUACCAAGACACUCUAUACGUCCAAGCCCACGAGACAAUUCUACAGGAGCUGCAUCGUUAGUGGCACAAUUGACUUCAUCUUUGGUGAUGCAGCUGUGGUGUUCCAGAACUGCAUCAUGGUUGUGAGGAAGCCAAAUGACAACCAGCGAGAACAUGGACAAGAUCGGGAGCUACCUUGGAAGGCCAUGGAAGGAGUUCUCAAGAACCAUUGUGAUGGAAUCGAAAUAGGUGACUUCAUUCACCCCGAUGGAUGGACAGCUUGGAAUGGAGACUUUGCUCUCAAAACAUUGUACUAUGCUGAGUAUGGCAACACAGGACCUGGUGCCACCACCAAUAUGCGACAAGGUGUUCGCCAUGGAGAGCUUGUUCUCAGGGAAACAAAUAAUGAGAGAUUGAGGAAAAGUUUGGAAAGUAAAGUUCACAAGAAAGAUCACUCCAGUCAGACCAGAAAAGUUAAUUUUGUAAUAUAUGUUGUUAAUGCUCUUCUGAUUGUGAAUGUAAUGAACGAUUCUAGUGAUUCAGAGACAGAUUAUAUUGAAACAAUUGUUUCUACUUUCAAUUACCCAUCCCUAUCAUUUAAAGAUGACAAACCGGUACUUGUUUUCACUCAUGGGGAUCUCCUUUCACGCACUGAGCGUGCUCAUGUUCGUGGACGUCUGGGAAAGUUAUUAGGAAUUCCACCCACCAAGCAAAUUUUUGACAUCCCGAAUUCUGAUUGUCCAGCAACUGAGUCUGCCAUAAUUGGAAUGCUACGAUAUAGUCUUGCCUAUGCAGACAUAAAUCUUCCUCAGAAAUGCAAGGUCCUUGGGUAUAAGGUUCAUAAAUUUUUUUUCACCAGUAUACAUGAUUUUCCUGAUUCUGGGGAUAGGAGUUGCAAUUGGUAUGGGACAAAGAGCAGAAGUACACGUUCCAUUUUCAAAAACAAAAUUUCUCAAUAA